Laetiporus sulphureus 93-53 is the source of this 1224-nucleotide messenger RNA. RefSeq lists its product as uncharacterized. The transcript has 3 exons. Bases 1 to 1224 code for a protein of 407 amino acids. Lineage: Eukaryota; Fungi; Basidiomycota; Agaricomycetes; Polyporales; Laetiporaceae. The record is from RefSeq and is a predicted model, not a curated record.
AUGGUUAGACGGAAACUCCACAUUCCUGCCGACCUACAGCAUCCAGGGUGGUCUUCAAAUCCCCUUCCUGCUCACACUUCUUCCGACCACGACAUCCCCGAUGUCCAACCCGAUUCUAACGACAUCGUCAGACUCUUUUCCGGUGUUCCAGGAUCACGAUCAGCGACAUGCAGCGCCGGGUUUUUCCUCAAAACGCCGGACGGUGCAUUCGACGUAAUCCUGACCGCUGCGUACAAUCUCGUGAAUGCAGCGGGGAAAAUACUGCCAAAGCUCACCGCCAUCAUCCGCGGCGAGAAACAUACCGUCUCUAAACAAAAUGUUCGAGUAUCCAACGCAUAUAUAAACGGAGAAAGGACCCCUGAUACAAACUAUGGUGUGAUCUUGCGCCCAAGAUCAUCGAACAUGGCGGCUCGCGGUGGUUUCGGGUUUAGCAUGACCCUCGGGAGUAACGAAUCCGCCCCAGCAGAGCUCAGAAUCAGUGGGUGUGGAGCCGCAGAUGCUGCAGACACGGUGACCACUUCCACGAGCCGCUGCACAAGCUGCCACGCUCGACAUCUCGAGUAUCCUGCACUGGCAGAGAACGAGCGAUCGAUGAGUGGCUCUCCCGUAUGGGUUUCUCGCCAAGGCUAUCCGACCGUCCUCGCUAUCCACAACGAUGCCACGGACGAUAAUGGCGUGCACCGAGGUACACGCAUUACGCCAGAUCUCUUGAAGGAUGUCUUCUUGUGGGCUAGUUUAGGCGAUUACGGCAGGAGGAUCCGGGCAUAUACGCCCAAAGAGAAGCGGGCAGGACCGGCGACUCUCCUUGAGCGUGGUCUCUACCUGAGCUUCAGGAAGAACAUGGAUUUCGCUCGUGUGCGCCUAGGUACCGGAACUCAGUUCAAUGUGUUGCCGGCAGAAGUCGCUCCCGGCAAGGACUUGUACGUGCUCGAGAUUGCGGGAGCACAGCCGGGGAGAAGAUGGGUCGAAUUCAUACCUGCCAAAAGCGAGGCGGUGUUAACCGAUCAAGUCAAGGAUGCGUGCCUAUUCCGCAUUGUUCGGCAAGAGGAUAGGGCGAGAAUCGUAGUGCAGCAGGAUGGUUCGGCAAUGCAACUGAGAAUGCAGUAUACGCGUAUCAAGGAGGCAGACGGAGAAGACGCGGAGAGCUCAGAAGUGUCCUUCGUACCUUUGGAAGGACACGAUUCGGACGCGGUGAGUCACCGAAUUCCGAUUCGAAAGCGUUGA